AUGGAAAAACUGCUCUGCGGCAUCCUGGUGUUUGGGGUGGCUGUUGUGGUCAACGCUUGUCCGAAAUACUGUGUCUGCCAGAACCUGUCUGAGUCACUGGGGACUCUUUGCCCUUCCAAGGGCCUCCUUUUUGUACCACCAGACAUAGACAGGAGGACUGUUGAACUCCGUCUUGGGGGCAACUUCAUUAUCAACAUCAGUAGACAGGACUUUGCCAACAUGACGGGCCUUGUUGACCUUACAUUAUCUAGGAAUACCAUCAGUUACAUACAGCCCCAUUCUUUUGCUGACCUAGAGAGCCUACGGUCCUUGCAUUUGGAUAGUAACAGACUGCCUGACAUUGGGGAGGAUAUCUUGAGAGGCCUGAUUAAUCUUCAGCACUUGAUUAUAAACAACAACCAGCUGAGCUGCAUUUCAGAUGAAGCCUUUGAAGACUUCUUGUUCACCUUGGAAGACCUGGAUCUUUCUUACAAUAACCUCAGAAGCAUCCCUUGGGAAUCUAUAAGGAAGAUGGUAAACUUGCACCAGAUUAGUUUAGACCAUAAUUUGAUAGAUUAUAUUACAGAGGGUACCUUUGCGGAUCUUCAGAAACUGGCCAGGUUGGAUCUAACCUCCAACAGACUUCAGAAGUUGCCUCCUGAUCCCAUCUUUGCCAGAUCCCAAACAGCUCCAUUAACCUCAACUCCAUUCUCCACACCUUUAUCUCUGAGCUUUGGUGGAAACCCUUUGCAUUGCAACUGUGAACUGAUGUGGCUGCGGCGUCUUGACAGGGAUGAUGAUAUGGAAACUUGUGCUUCUCCCCCAGGACUAAAAGGGAGGUACUUUUGGUAUGUCCGGGAAGAGGAGUUCGUUUGUGAGCCUCCUUUGAUCACACAGCACACUCACAAAUUGUUGGUUUUAGAAGGACAAACAGCUACUUUGAAGUGCAAAGCAAUUGGAGAUCCAUCUCCAGUUAUUCACUGGGUGGCACCAGAUGAUCGACUUAUUGGGAAUUCUUCAAGGACAGCUGUUUAUGACAAUGGCACCUUGGAAAUCCUGAUCACAACAUCCAAGGAUUAUGGGACAUUCACAUGCAUAGCGGCAAAUGCUGCUGGAGAGUCUACAGCAACAAUUGAGCUGUCAAUUGUCCAACUUCCCCAUCUCAGCAAUGGAACAGGCCGGGCGGCUCCACCGAAAUCAAGGCUUUCUGACAUCACCAGCUCCAGCAAGUCAAAUCGAGGGGAAACCAAGGGGCCACCUGAAAGGGCUGUGUUGGUCUCUGAGGUUACAACUACCUCAGCUUUGGUCAAAUGGACAGUAAGCAAGUCAGCCCCAAGAGUUAAAAUGUACCAGCUACAGUAUAACUGCUCUGAUGAUGAGGUUCUAAUUUACAGGAUGAUCCCUGCUACAAACAAGGCUUUUGUGGUGAACAACCUGGUGCCUGGGACAGGCUACGAUCUUUGCGUUCUGGCCAUGUGGGAUGACACCGCCACGACGCUCACCGCUACCAACAUUGUGGGCUGCGCCCAGUUCUACACCAAAGAGGACUACCCCCAGUGCCAGUCCAUGCACAGCCAGUUCCUGGGGGGGACAAUGAUCCUGAUCAUCGGAGGCAUCAUAGUGGCAACUCUGUUGGUGUUCAUCGUCGUACUCAUGGUCCGGUACAAGGUUUGCAACAAUGCCCCGGGGAAGAUGGCUAACGUUAGCAAUGUCUAUUCACAAACUAACGGAUCCCAGCCUGUUCAGAACGGGGUCCUGCCCCAGGUCAACCCCAAAGUGGUGGUAAGGAACGAGCUCAUGGAGUUUAACUGUGAGUCUGCACACAGCAGCAUCUCCUCUUCUUCUAGCUCUGUGAAUAGUCGCGACUGCGAUGGCUACAGCCUCCAAAGUGAGCAGGGCACAUUGUCCAGUAAGUGGAGGCCCCCAUCGAGGUCAAAGCACAACAACAUUGAUCGGCUCAUGGGAGCCUUUGCCUCCCUGGAACUGAAGUGUCAGAAAAAGGAGGACACAAUAGACUCCAGAACUUCAACAGUGGCCCAUCACUCAGACAAGGAGCCACUGCUGGGCCAGCAUGAGUCCAAAUUCCGUAGCCUCCUCAUGUUGCCACUGGAGGGUAAAACUAAGCGUAGCCAUUCUUUUGACAUGGGAGACUUUUCCACCUCUCAGUGUUGCAACUACCCCAAAAAGAUCACAAACAUUUGGACAAAACGCAGUCUGUCAGUGAAUGGCAUGCUUUUGCAGUAUGACGACAGUGAGCUGACAGGGGCGAGGGGAACUUAUGGGAGCUCGGAGUGGGUGAUGGAAAGCACAGUGUAA
Molecule: messenger RNA, 2295 nt
Organism: Zootoca vivipara (common lizard)
Lineage: Eukaryota; Metazoa; Chordata; Lepidosauria; Squamata; Lacertidae
Gene: LRFN2
Product: leucine rich repeat and fibronectin type III domain containing 2
Cellular component (GO): postsynaptic density membrane; cell surface
Molecular function (GO): protein binding
Source: RefSeq, a predicted model, not a curated record